UCUUAAGCCAAAGGCAGCACUCGGAUGGAUAAAAUGGUGUUUUAAAUGUUAAGCGGCAGCGGCAGUGAGUUGGUGGAGGGCGAUCAUGCGGCGGCGGAGCCAACCCCGAGAGUGCUCAUGAUACUGUCGUUGGUGCUGGAGCGGCUGGUGGCUCGCAACGACGCCCUCAUAAAUGGGGUCAGGGAGCUGCCGCUGGAGGAGUCCGGGUCCGGGUGCUACCACAGCCACAUCGGGAACAGCUUCAACGCGUUCCAGGGAGUGAGACCGCCCGGCAUCAGCAUAUUGAAGUACUUGGAGAGAAUAUACAAGUACACCAAUUGCAGCCCUUCUUGCCUCGUUGUUGGCUUCGUUUACAUCGACAGGCUCCUCCAUCGACACCCCCAUUCCCUCGUCGCCUCCUUGAAUGUCCAUAGGCUUCUCGUCACCAGCGUCAUGGUUGCCUCUAAGAUGCUCGACGAUGUGCAUUACAACAAUGCGUUCUACGCGCGGGUGGGAGGGGUGACCAAAGGGGAGCUCAACAAGCUGGAAUUGGAGCUGCUUUUUCUCUUGGAUUUUGACCUCACCGUCACCGCGCGGGCUUUCCAGACCUAUUGCUUCCACUUGGAGAAGGAGAUGCUGUUGAACGGUAACGGAGAGAUGCACAGGAUCCAAAUGCCGCUGCCGCUCCUCGUCUCCAAUAGCUUGGACGACGUGUCGGAAAUUUCCGUGGACGACAGUACUCUUAUUUCUUCUUCGCCGCCCCAACCUGUCGACUGACCGACCUUCUUUUAAUUUUCUUCUCCCAUUUUCUUGCUUUCUUGUUCCCCUGUCGCUCAAUGUACCGAUUCAGAUUAUUGCUGAAUCCAGAAGAAGAAUAUUGAAUUCAGUCUCACGGAUAUUCCAUAUAUAUUGGAAACUUUUCAUUUUUUAA
Molecule: messenger RNA, 910 nt
Organism: Momordica charantia (bitter melon)
Lineage: Eukaryota; Viridiplantae; Streptophyta; Magnoliopsida; Cucurbitales; Cucurbitaceae
Gene: CYCP2;1
Product: cyclin p2;1
Biological process (GO): regulation of cyclin-dependent protein serine/threonine kinase activity
Molecular function (GO): protein kinase binding
Source: RefSeq, a predicted model, not a curated record